This is a messenger RNA of Radiomyces spectabilis, 1719 nucleotides long. RefSeq names its product mitochondrial distribution and morphology protein family 31/32. Gene Ontology annotation, cellular component: mitochondrial inner membrane. The transcript is spliced from 3 exons. NCBI's taxonomy places the organism in Eukaryota, Fungi, Mucoromycota, Mucoromycetes, Mucorales, Radiomycetaceae. The record is from RefSeq and is a predicted model, not a curated record. The coding region runs from base 1 to 1719 and encodes 572 amino acids. Gene Ontology annotation, biological process: mitochondrion inheritance.
AUGCGACAAAUGCGACCGUGGACACUGAAUGACGUGACGGCCUUAUUUUCAUGGCUGUUUCUGGGUCACACUGUGUGGCUACUGGUGGGCACCACGAGUUUUGUUAGUCUUAUUCUGUGGACCGCAAAUUCCUUGCAAUUCCAGGAAUGGAUAGCGUAUCGCAUUGGGCAAUACCUUACGUCAGCUACUGGUGCGACGGUGGUGUUUGAAUCGGCCAUUGUUCCUAAUUGGAAAGACGGGAAAAUUCGAGUCAACAACGUUCGUAUCUAUCGCAUGCCGCGUUCAGAACGCGAGAAAUUUGAAAAACAUGCUGCAUUACUCAGUACCGGACAGGAAAUCACGGAAGACGAAGAUGUGACCCAUCGAGCGAGUCUGACCGACGAUCCGCUGGCCGGAGUCCAUCUCGAUAAGGAUGAACAAGAAAACGAAGUAUUAAAGAAAUGGAUGUGGUUCGACAUUACGCUGGAACGUGUGGAAGUGUCACUCAGUUUACUGCGAUGGAUGGACGGUAAAGGAUUGGUUCAAAGUGCCGAUAUCAAUGGCGUGCGAGGCGUGGUGGACCGUCGUCACGUUCGAUGGGAUCGCAGUGUCCCUUGGGACCCCGUGGCUUCCCGUCAUAAAUACACGCCCGGUGAUUUUGAACUUGAAAAACUUACACUCGAAGACUUGCUGAUUACCAUCUAUCAACCGAGCGGAUUCCGGCCCUAUCCCAUUUCCAUUUUCCAAGCCCAGUUAGACCGAUUCCGUAAACAAUGGUUAUUUUACGACUUGCUGUGCGCCACGUCCAUUGUUGGAGCGUUUGACAAGUGUUUAUUCAGCGUUCACACGCCUCAGUUGGAAAAGUCGGUUCUCAAACAAGCGGGCCACAUUGAUGCCAAGAAGUCCGGGUUCCGAAGUCAUGAUAUUUAUCAUUACUAUCCUUUCAGAAAACCCGACCCGAAUGGUGUGGUGGUGGGUGGAGAAAAUGCUCGGUUUGGUGUAAUGACGGACAAUGAUAUGAAGGAGCAAGGCUAUAAACGCAAGUCUCGCCUACGAAUCGACGGUCUGAAUAUCGAUCACAUCAAUCGUGGAUUGGAAGGCCCGCCAGGCUGGAUCACGUCCGGUACGGUGGAUAUUUCGGCCGAUAUUUACAUUCCAAAGGAAGCGUCGGAAGCCGAUUCCACUGAACUGUUACGGCAACUUGUAUACGAAUUGACGGAUCGCAUUGAACUGCCGCAACCGGUCAUGCUCGGUGCCGGUACCAGCGAAGACCUCCUCGUCGUGGGUGGGGGUGUCCAGAACCGGAAAACAAUGUCAGAAAGAGACGACGCUAAGAAAUUCAUUAUGGAUAUCGAUUUUCGGUUCAAAGACAGCAAAGCCUCGGUUCCACUGCAAGCGCCCGAACUCAGUUAUCUGAGUAACGCCAUGGUGCGACCGGUUGUCGCUUACAUCAAUCGCAACAAGACCAUUGUGCCUAUCAAGUGUCGUGUGGUCAUGGAUCUCAGCAAUUUUGACGGAUCAUGGACAGGUUAUGACUCGACCCUGGUGGAUCAUAUUAGUGAACAAUUGGGCAAAGGGUUUGUUGACUUGACCAUGGAUCAGCAAGAACGAAAUCGACGCCUGAAACGCAUCGGCUUCUGGAGUCUACGUGAAAUGAUUCGAAAUAUCGCGAACAUCCAUGACAUGAUGCGCGGGACUUCACGUGGCUUCUGGACCUUUUUGGGCAGCGCAAAUGUUUAA